CGAGCGGUCCAGAAGCAGCCGAGCCCCACAGCAGCGAACCAUGAUGCACCGCAGCCUGUUGCGAUCCGGAAGCGCCGUGACCAAGCGCAUGGCGCCGCGCCCCGUGUCGGCCGUGCGCCACUUCCGCAAGAGCGCCCCCACCAAGUACACGGAGAACAAGGAGCUCACGGGCCUGGCGGGCAUCGUCGAAGCCGACAACCACGUGCUCUCGACCAAGGUGCAGCACCUGACCAGCAUUGGCCUCAUGGCCACCGUGCCGCUGGCCUUCGUGCUGAGCCCGUCGCCGCUGGCGCUCCCCGUGGACCUGGCGCUCGGCGUGAUCCUGCCCGUGCACGCCCACAUCGGCAUGAACAACGUCAUCUCGGACUACGUGCCCAAGAGCGUACGCAUGCUCGCGCGUCUGGGCUGGCUCGGCGCCACCUCGCUCAUGUUCCUGGGCCUGCUGCGCGUCAACGUGGAGGGCCCUGGCAUCACGGAGGUGGUCAAGACUGUGUGGCGGGAGUCGCCCAACAAGAAGAAGGUCGAGGCCUAGACGCCCGGCUGCUGAUCUGAUUAAGGAGAUGGCCUUCGGGAAGAGUGUGUGAGUGUCCCGCGAUGUAGAAGCCGAGAUGAAGGCACGAGAAGAAGCCGCUUCAGAGGUGGUGCAUGGUAACUCCAAAACGAGACGCAACUAAAUACGACCUUGGUUCUCG
Messenger RNA from Phytophthora sojae, 692 nucleotides. RefSeq lists its product as hypothetical. Lineage: Eukaryota; Oomycota; Peronosporomycetes; Peronosporales; Peronosporaceae. Gene Ontology annotation, molecular function: ubiquinone binding; heme binding. Gene Ontology annotation, cellular component: mitochondrial envelope; membrane. Bases 41 to 532 code for a protein of 163 amino acids. Gene Ontology annotation, biological process: mitochondrial electron transport, succinate to ubiquinone; tricarboxylic acid cycle. The transcript has 3 exons. The record is from RefSeq and is a predicted model, not a curated record.